This is a messenger RNA of Tribolium madens (black flour beetle), 2482 nucleotides long. RefSeq names its product zinc finger protein 184-like. NCBI's taxonomy places the organism in Eukaryota, Metazoa, Arthropoda, Insecta, Coleoptera, Tenebrionidae. The transcript has 5 exons. Bases 220 to 1695 code for a protein of 491 amino acids. Gene Ontology annotation, biological process: regulation of transcription by RNA polymerase II. Gene Ontology annotation, molecular function: RNA polymerase II cis-regulatory region sequence-specific DNA binding; DNA-binding transcription factor activity, RNA polymerase II-specific. Gene Ontology annotation, cellular component: nucleus. The record is from RefSeq and is a predicted model, not a curated record.
UUGUUCUUCUGCCACUCUUCGCGGUGUCUACCACUCUGCACCUCAUGUGCACGGUUUUGAUCCACUCUACCCCGGCAUUUCAUCCCCUCUUGGGACGUGGUGGCACUCCCAAGGACACACUUGUCAAAUUUUAAAGUUUGUUUGGGGUUUUUCGAAGCGGGAAAAGUUUGUGAUUUGAUUUUGUGCAAUUCUUUUGUGAUAGUAUUUUUUAGGUGAAAUAUGAACUUCCCCACGUUUGGUGUGGGCGUUCCCUUAUCGGCCGCCCUUCCCGUGGCUACCCAAUUCUCUGCUGGAAAAAUCACCCAAAGUGUUACAACUCCCAACGGACAAGUAGUCGGUGUGCUUCAAGGAGGAGAGAAUGGCGUUCACUACAUCAGGCCUUUGGACGCCAAUGCUUUCGCAACAGCAACCACUCAGGGGCAAAGCACGGGCCCGACGCAAACCCUCAUCACGUUACCUAUUACAAUGCCAGGGGCGAAACCUGGAGACCCCCAACAGCAUGUCCAAAUUCAAGUCGUAAAUCCCGUACAGACUCAGACUUUCGGACAAGGUGCGACAGUGUUGACGGUGGCGUAUAACCCCAACCAGGAGGGGGGCAUCCAAAUUGUGGAUGGCCAGAAUGGAAUUACCGAAGGGAUGACGGUUGUAGCCGCUCUUCAGCCCCAAGACAUCCAAUUGAUCCAAGCCGAACCUGACAAAAACAAUAAAGACGCGGCAACCCCCGUUGCUUUAAUAAAAAACGAAAUGGCCAAUAAAGAGGAGGAGAGUAGCGAAGCUGGAACUUCCAUAGCUGCUAUCCCCGCCCAAUAUUUACAAAAUGCUAGCGUCCAAGAAUACCUACAAAAGAUGCAACAACACAGCACGUUACCUUUAAGUCUUCAACAAUUUCUAAAAUUUAAUAACCCGGAAAUUAAGCGGGAACAAAUCACCGAUGAGGGUGUAAUCGAGACGAUUAAUAUCUCAACCGAUGAUCAAGAGCAACUUAUUUUGAACGAAGUCGAAGGCGAGAUGGAAACCGAAGAAAGCGCCGAUGAUCCAGACAAGGGAAAAAAGAAGAAGAAAUACAAGAAAAAACCACCGAAACCGAAGAAACCCAAGCCGGGACAAGUUCACAUCGCUACUGCUUUAGACGGUACAACACUCUUUUGUUGUCCGGAGUGUCACAUGGCGUACCCCGAGAAAGAAUUAUUGGAACAACAUUUAGUAGGGCAUAAAAUCGAGCGGAGGUUUAUUUGCGAUAUCUGUGGCGCUGGUUUGAAACGAAAAGAACAUUUAGAACGUCAUAAGUUGGGGCAUAAUCCGGAGAGGCCGUUCGUUUGUUCGGUUUGCAUGAAAGGUUUUAAAAGGAAGGAACAUUUAAAUCUUCAUUUUGUUAUUCAUUCGGGAGAGAAAACGGAAAUUUGUGGGGAAUGCGGGAAAGGGUUUUAUAGGAAGGAUCAUCUGAGGAAACACGCGAGAUCUCAUGUAACCAGAAGAGCGAAAGAGCAAGCUGAAAGGAAUCAGAAUAUUCUGAUUAAGGAACCGACUACACAAGUCACAAUACAGGUCCCUACGUCUCAAAUGCAGAUUCCUGUUCAGAUACAGGUGCCCCAACACCACAUCCAAGUUACCGCGAAUUCGGAAGAAGACGGCAAUCAAGUUAGUACGGUGGUCUUGCCAACUGCGUCUGAAGGGAUUAUGUUGCCCCAGAACUAAACUAGUAAAUAAGUACUAUAAGUGAUCUUAAUGAACAUUGUUAAACAUUUUUAUAAUGUAUAUAUUAUAUGGACAUACAUAUUCAUAUUUAUUCUCUAUAUUUACCGAUGUGUAGUUUGUUAAAUGCUCCACAACGUGAUCAUGAUCUGAAAGAAUUGACACGUGAAUCAAUCAUGUUUUCUUGUUGGUCUGAAUCGAGUUUUUAUUUAUUUUAUUUUUAUGUUCUGUUCUUUAUUUUUAUUUAUUCAGUAUUAUGGUUAGCAGACUAACGCUUGAAUCAGUUGCAAUACAUUGAGAAGUACAAACGUACAAUUCAUUCUGUUUUUAACCAAAGGUUAUUUCUUUCUCUAAAAGACACCCCGCCUCUCUGUACGUGGAACCAGAUAAUGUUAUUUUGUACAAAAUGAUUUAGUUUAGUUGGUUUUGGGUUUAAUCUAAUUUGUAAACUUUGAGCAAUGUAUCUGUAGUUCGCUUUUGUUUCUGGGAAAGUUGGAAAUAUUUAUAUUUACGAUUUAUAUUAAUUUUAGUAAUAAACUCUCCACGCGUUGUUUACUUAACAAAUUUUUGUUUUAAAAAAUUAGAGAGUUUACUACCAGCUAUGUCACUGAAGACUGCGUGUAAAAUUUGAAUAAUUCAAUUCGGACUCUUGAUUGUGAUCCAUAUGUAGGACGUAAUUUAGUUUCACAGGAAGUUGAAACUUGGGAACGAAUGUUGAAAUUUACUGUAUUUUUUUAUACUACUGACAUUUAAUUACAUUACAUAAAAAUAAAGAUGUUUUUUUCUUAAA